Dermacentor andersoni is the source of this 1411-nucleotide messenger RNA. RefSeq names its product arylsulfatase I-like. Lineage: Eukaryota; Metazoa; Arthropoda; Arachnida; Ixodida; Ixodidae. The record is from RefSeq and is a predicted model, not a curated record. Gene Ontology annotation, molecular function: sulfuric ester hydrolase activity.
AUGGUUGACGCAUUAGACCAGUCCGUCGGCGAAGUGGUCAAGGCUCUGAGCGACGCUCGCAUGUUGCAAAACACCAUCAUCAUCUUCUGCAGCGACAACGGCGGACAACCCUGGGCUGCGCACACAACCCGCAGCAUCAACUGGCCGCUCCGCGGGUCCAAAGGCACGGUCUGGGAAGGAGGCACCAGAGUUCCCGCUUUUGUCUGGAUUCCUCUCUUGUUCCGCUCUCGAAGAGUGUCCCAUCAGCUUAUGCACAUCACGGACUGGCUGCCUACGUUAUAUUCAGUUGGAGGAGGCGACGUACAGACGCUUGGCAAGCUCGACGGCUAUGAUAUGUGGCCGCACCUGCGCUACGGACUGGGCUCACCUGGAGUAGAGAUGCUUUAUAACAUCGACUACAGAUUCUUGAACAACGCGGCGUGGCGACUGUGGCGCUACAAGUUAGUACUAGAUAGCACAGGGUUCAUGAGCGAGCGGUACCCGAGACCUGGCGGAAGCCGCCCCAGCCGCGACCUCGACAAAUUGCUCGACCAGUCAACGGCAGCCAAAGUUCUGCGUGGCUUUUACAAAAGAGACCGGCUCAGAUUUCCUAAAUAUUGGCGGGAAAGCGCUACGUUGCACUGUCGUGUGUCACCAUGGGAUCACUUCCACCCCAAGGACUCCGUCCACCUUUUCGAUAUCGUCACGGAUCCGUGCGAGCUGAACAAUGUGGCCAGCUCGUACCCCGAGAUCGUGGCAAUCAUGAAGAAGCGCAUUGACGCCUACCAAGCAAUGGCGAUGCCAGUGCAGUUUGAAGAGAAGGAUCCCGCAGGCUUUCCUGAGAACCACAAUGGAACUUGGGCCCCAUGGGCAGGGACGACGUGCUAAUAUUUACUCCUUUUUAUUGGUACUGGCUAUAAGACCGGACGCGUAGCCAGUUUUCGUGUGAUGGUGAGACAUUUCCAGAGAACACGACUGACAGGCAUGUCCCGAGAAAUUGCCUGUGAUGGCGCCUGUUUAGCGACGUAUAAUUUCGCGUUUGUACUAAGCGCUUAUUCGCCUUCGUAGAUAAAAGGCUACCAUGAAGCCUGUUUUGACGAUUCUCUUUAUCUAGAUUCUUGGACAGCGGGAGGCAUUCUGUAGCGAUGACAGUUUCAAGGCGAUAAUAUUUAUAUAUAUUCUAACACGCGUGCGUCGGUACGUGCCAGAUAUUUAUGCUAAGACGACGCAACGACCGUUGCAAAUAGGACAGGUAAUUUUAAAACGCAACAAGGACUGCCUCUUUGAGACGAUUGUUUGGUGGAAAUGAUUGUUUCUCGGAGAAAUUUACUAGAAUAAGAGAAGAGAGAGAACGGCUAAAUCGACACGAAUGAAAACGUAUUUAUUUCAAGACCAUGGCGCGCUGUACAAAGAGAAUAAAUUUUAUUUUACG